UGAGUGAUUACAGCAUACUUUGAUGGAAUUGCAAGUCGAUCAACUAAAAUCCCAGCAAGUCGCUCUCGGCAGCUGGGCAUUUCUUUUCUCCGAAAUCAUAAACUACAAUCUCAAACGUGUCGACGGAAUAGCAGAGCUCGAGAGUAAACUCAACUGGCUGGGAUACAGAGUAGGCCAGCGCGAGCUCGAGUUGUACAAGUUUAGGCAGGAGGGCACCGCGAAGAAUCCAAGGCAGCAUACCAGCCUGAUAGAGGUCCUCCAGUUCAUACAUACCCACAUUUGGCGGUCUUUGUUUGGGAAAACGGCUGACAGCCUCGAGAAAUCUAAGGAGAAUGCAAACGAAUACAUGAUAUCAGACAACACACCAAUCCUAUCCCGCUCGAUAAGCAUACCAAAAGAUCUGAAGAACCUCUCGACCGAAUCCUUUACCUCCGGCAUCGUCGAAAGCGUUUUAGAUGGACUUAACUUCAAAUCGAAGGUGACGGCGCACUCUGUCCCGACCGAGCAAUAUCCUCAACGCACUACAAUCCUAAUAAAGCUAAUAUGAUCACUGUAUUAGGGUUAGGCUCUAUUGGCAGCCUCUUAUCAUGUAAAUUACGCUUAAAUUCAUGCCGUUUGAAUGUUAUCAGUCGUCUUAGCAGGAAUGCUGAGAUAAACUACAAGGAAUACAACGGACUCGAACACACUAUUAAAGGAUUUGAAGUACACACCGCAGAGAGUAUACCACCCAUUCAACAACUCAUUAUUGCCACCAAGGCAUCAGACGCUCUGCCAGCACUCGAAAGCGUCCGCGAUAAGCUCAAUGAGGACUCUAGUGUUCUCUUUCUCCAAAACGGCUUGGGAUAUCUCAACCAUAGCAAAUUGAAGACAUUCAACCAGCAGCUCCUCAUAUCUAACACGAACAUCGCGGCAACGUUAGUAAAUGGUAAACUCAUCGAGUCAUCAAAUGGUGGCACAUUCAAUGUCACCACUUAUACACCUUCGCAAGCUCUCACGAAGAACUCUGAGGGAUUGUUACACACGCUAGCAUCUUUGGACGGUAUAGAUGUCAAG
Messenger RNA from Wallemia mellicola CBS 633.66, 1053 nucleotides. RefSeq names its product TRAPP I complex. NCBI's taxonomy places the organism in Eukaryota, Fungi, Basidiomycota, Wallemiomycetes, Wallemiales, Wallemiaceae. Bases 23 to 547 code for a protein of 174 amino acids. Gene Ontology annotation, biological process: endoplasmic reticulum to Golgi vesicle-mediated transport. Gene Ontology annotation, cellular component: TRAPPII protein complex; TRAPPIII protein complex; TRAPPI protein complex. The record is from RefSeq and is a predicted model, not a curated record. The transcript is spliced from 4 exons.